AUGCUAUAGAAGUGACCUUGAAGUGUUUAACUCGUUCCAUGGAACUUUCCUGCCUCACCUGAGAGUAGAGGAGGUGAGAGACAGCCCUUUCUGGGAAAAUAACACCAUUUAGUCUCCUCCCCCAAAGCUUAAAAUAAGAGCACACACACUCUUCUCUCUCACACACAAAGUUUAAUCGUCGGAUAGUUGGUCGCUGUGCUGAAAAUAUUCCAGAACCUCUUCCUGACCUACGCUCCUAAGCACAGAUCUAGGAUCAGCUCAUCCUCAUCAAAUCCAAACCAGGACGUUUAGAAUUCACAAGGGGAACACUGACCUCAGACCAGCGUUUAAACCCCACGUCUUCCUGCCUAGACACUGACUCUCUGUCCAGAGUUCCUCUGUGCUCCAGCCGUAUAUCCAUCCAUCCAUCCAUCCACACCCCAGCCAUCCAGCCAUGGGUCUGAUGAGCGAGGACAUGGAGUGCUGCGUCUGCCUCCAGCCCUACUCUCGUAGGGAGAAGAUCCCUCGGAUGCUCCACUGUAAGCACACAUUCUGUGGGCUGUGCUUGCAGGCGAUGUCCAGGCUCCAGAGCGGCCUACCGACAGUAUGCUGCCCCCUGUGCCGUUGGAUCACCUGCACCGUGCCCAGCCUCACCCUGUCGGGUUCGCUGUGGGUUAACACUGAGAUCUGGGACCAGAUACUAGACACACAACAGGAAGAGGAGGAGGAGGUAGAGGAAGGAGAGUGGAAGGAAGCUAACAGACAGAAACAGACCACUCCACAGUACACAUGGUCUCCAUCAAGGCAUUGUGACCUGAGGCUCAAACUAAAGAAUUUCCUGAGGAGGAUGAAGCACAAUGUACUGUAAACCGAGAAGAAGAAGAGCAGAGAAAAAGAAGACUGGAUUUGACCAUUUCAGAGUAGGAGAUACUCAUUGAGUAAUGAAGCUAAUUCACAAAACAGGACUGACCGGGAUUUUCCCUAAUGAGGCAAGAUUGAACCAAUUAUUCAUAUUCUCUGGGUUUGAUUGACUUUGGGUCUGUAUAGGUCGCCUCUCCUUCCAGUUCUCUGCUGCCAAUGACUGGAACGAACUACAAAAAUCUCUGAAACUGGAAACACUU
Messenger RNA from Salvelinus namaycush (lake trout), 1100 nucleotides. Its product is annotated as RING finger protein 224-like. Gene Ontology annotation, biological process: protein ubiquitination. Gene Ontology annotation, molecular function: ubiquitin protein ligase activity. Lineage: Eukaryota; Metazoa; Chordata; Actinopteri; Salmoniformes; Salmonidae. The record is from RefSeq and is a predicted model, not a curated record. The transcript has 3 exons. Bases 434 to 847 code for a protein of 137 amino acids.